GCGGCUGCAGGAGUUGCUGGGACUGCGCGCGGACAGAUCACAAGGCGGCGGUGGAGAAGGCCCAGAGACCUGAGCUCCGAGACCUCAGCUCGCGGCCUACGCUGAAGCCCAGUCUCCAUCCAAGGACCGGGGGGAACCGCAGUCUCCAUCACUGAGGUACUGUGCUCCGCGCUGCUCGCCCGGCCAGGCCCAGCCCCGCUGCAGCGGCGCCUCCUUCCUUCCUCUUUCCCUCGCGCUCUCUCUUGCUCACCAGCGCCUUCCCUGCCCGCCUGCGUCACCGCGGCCGCCAUGGCUGAGAAUGGCGAGAGCAGCGGUCCCCCGCGCCCCUCCCGCGGCCCAGCUCCGGCCCCAGGCUCGGCAGCUGCUGCCCCGGCCGAGCCCAAAAUCAUCAAAGUCACUGUGAAGACUCCCAAAGAGAAAGAGGAGUUCGCGGUGCCCGAGAAUAGCUCGGUGCAGCAGUUCAAGGAAGCGAUUUCGAAACGCUUCAAAUCCCAAACCGACCAGCUCGUGCUGAUUUUUGCCGGAAAAAUCUUAAAAGAUCAAGAUACCCUGAGCCAGCAUGGCAUCCAUGAUGGACUGACCGUUCACCUUGUCAUCAAAAGCCAGAACCGACCUCAGCAGGGCCAGUCCACCACGCAGUCUAGCACUGGUGCGGCAACUACUACUACCACCACAGCAUCGACUCCCAGAAGUAACACCACACCUACUACCACAAAUAGCAACCCGUUUGGGGUGGGGAGCCUGGGAGGACUUGCAGGCCUUAGCAGUCUGGGUUUGAGCACCACCAACUUCUCUGAGCUUCAGAACCAGAUGCAGCAGCAGCUAAUGGCCAGCCCCGAGAUGAUGAUCCAAAUCAUGGAAAAUCCCUUUGUUCAGAGCAUGCUUUCGAAUCCCGAUCUGAUGAGGCAGCUCAUUAUGGCCAAUCCACAGAUGCAACAAUUGAUUCAGAGAAACCCAGAAAUCAGUCAUCUGCUCAACAACCCAGAUAUAAUGAGGCAGACUCUCGAAAUUGCCAGGAAUCCAGCCAUGAUGCAAGAGAUGAUGAGAAAUCAAGAUCUGGCUCUCAGCAAUCUCGAAAGCAUCCCAGGUGGCUACAAUGCUCUACGGCGCAUGUACACUGACAUUCAAGAACCGAUGCUGAAUGCCGCACAAGAGCAGUUUGGGGGUAACCCCUUUGCCUCGGUGGGGAGCAAUUCCUCCUCUGGGGAAGGUACUCAGCCUUCCCGCACUGAAAAUCGGGAUCCACUGCCCAACCCUUGGGCGCCACCGCCGGCUACUCAGAGUUCUACGACCACCAGCACCACUACAAGCAGUGGUACCGGGUCUGGCAGCAGCUCCAGCAAUACUACUGGGAACACUGUGGCUGCAGCUAAUUAUGUCGCUAGCAUCUUCAGUACUCCAGGCAUGCAGAGCCUGCUGCAACAGAUAACUGAAAACCCUCAGCUGAUUCAGAAUAUGCUGUCCGCACCCUACAUGCGAAACAUGAUGCAGUCGCUGAGCCAGAAUCCAGAUCUGGCUGCACAGAUGAUGCUGAGUAGCCCACUGUUUACGGCCAAUCCUCAGCUGCAGGAGCAGAUGCGUCCCCAGCUCCCGGCUUUCCUGCAGCAGAUGCAGAAUCCAGAUACAUUGGCAGCCAUGUCAAACCCCAGAGCGAUGCAGGCUUUAAUGCAGAUCCAGCAGGGGCUACAGACAUUAGCCACUGAAGCGCCUGGCCUCAUUCCAAGCUUCACUCCAGGUGUGGGGGUGGGGGUGCUGGGAACCACAAUUACUCCUGUAGGCCCAGUCACUCCUAUAGGCCCCAUUGGUCCUAUAGUUCCUUUUACUCCGAUAGGCCCUAUUGGGCCCAUAGGACCCACUGGCCCCCCUGCAAGCUCUCCUGGCACCACCGGCUCUGGCGGCCCCACCGCGCCCACUGUGACCAGCUCUGCAGCCAGUGAGACCACGACUCCAACAUCGGAAUCUGGACCCAACCAGCAGUUCAUUCAGCAAAUGGUGCAGGCUUUGGCUGGAGCAAAUCCUCCACAGCUGCCGAAUCCAGAAGUCAGAUUUCAGCAGCAACUGGAACAGCUCAACGCCAUGGGGUUCUUAAACCGUGAAGCAAACUUGCAGGCCCUAAUAGCAACAGGAGGCGACAUCAAUGCAGCCAUUGAGAGGCUGCUGGGCUCCCAGCCAUCGUAAUUACAUUUCUGUACCUUGAAAAAAAUGUAUCUUAUUUUUGAUAAUGGUUCUUAAAUCUUUAAACAUACAUACACACACAUCUUGCUUUACUUUCAUUUUGAUUCUUUUAAAUCUGUCUAGUUAAAAAUCUAAUAUGCAUUUUAAGGUGGAGUCCUUCGCUCUAGCUUCUUCCCCUCCCCCCCUUCAGCUCCCCUCCUACCCUCCCGCCUCUUUGCCUCUUUCCCUCCCCCUCCUUCCCUCCCCUUCUUUUUCCCCCUCUCGCCUCUCCUUCUCCUCGCCCCUCCCACCCACCCUCUCUCCCUUCCCGCCUGCCCUCUCCCCUCCCUCUUUGUUUCCUUCCUUCCUUCUUUCCUUCUUUUGGUUUCCUUCCUUCUCUGUUUUGAAUGGUGGGAAUCAAUGCUGUUUCACUCAAAAGGUGUUGCAUGCAAACACUUCUCUUUAUUCUGCAUUUAUUGUGAUUUUUGGAAACAGGUUAACAGCCUUCACAGUUGGGUGAACAAGUUUUGUCCUACAGAUGUCCAGUUUAUUUGCAUUUUAAACAUUAGCCUAUGAUAGUAAUUUAAUGUAGAAUGAAGAUAUUAAAAACAGAAGCAAAUUAUUUGAAGCUCUAAUUUGUGGUACAAUAUUGCUUAUUGUGACUUUGGCAUGUAUUUUUGCUAGCAAAAUGCUGUAAGAUUUAUACCAUUCAUUGGUCAUUUUUGCUAUUAUUUGUAUACAGUACAGUAAGCACAAUUGAAACUGUACAUCUAGAAGUAUUACUGUAGAAUCUGAGCAGAAUAUGUGUAACCCAAAUAAGAAAGAACGUAAGAACUAUUUCUGGAUUUAGGUAUGUGUCACAAUUUUGUAGAAUCUUACAGCAUAUUUGAUAAAUUUCUCAGUGAAAAUGUUGGCUAGGCAAGUUCAGUUAAAAUAUAGUAGAAAUGUUUAUCCUGGUAUCUCUUAAGUAUACAUUUAAUUGUACAGAAAACUUAAACAGUGUAACAUUGUGUCAACAUUUGCAGAUUGACUGUAUAUGACCUUAAUCUUUGUGCACCCUGAAGGGUCAGUGUAGUAAUGCCAGGAAAGUGCUUUUUACCUAAGAGUUCCUUCUCAGCUUCUCCCAUAAAGAGACCCUAAUAUGCAUUUUGAGUUGUAAUUGGAAAUGUAACUUUUGCUGGAAGUGUCAUGUGAUGUUUGCAUUUCUUUAACUGCUAUGUAUAAAGGAAAGUGUAUCUUUUGACUUAAUCAGUUAUUUCUCUUGUGCACAGGGAAAAUGCAUUAAAAAUGACUAAAAAAAUAAAA
This is a messenger RNA of Perognathus longimembris pacificus (Pacific pocket mouse), 3459 nucleotides long. It is a transcript of the gene Ubqln2, whose product is annotated as ubiquilin 2. The transcript has a single exon. Gene Ontology annotation, biological process: autophagosome assembly; regulation of macroautophagy. NCBI's taxonomy places the organism in Eukaryota, Metazoa, Chordata, Mammalia, Rodentia, Heteromyidae. Gene Ontology annotation, cellular component: cytosol. Bases 289 to 2178 code for a protein of 629 amino acids. The record is from RefSeq and is a predicted model, not a curated record. Gene Ontology annotation, molecular function: polyubiquitin modification-dependent protein binding.